Messenger RNA from Schizophyllum commune H4-8, 1873 nucleotides. RefSeq lists its product as uncharacterized. Bases 120 to 1685 code for a protein of 521 amino acids. The transcript is spliced from 2 exons. The record is from RefSeq and is a predicted model, not a curated record. Gene Ontology annotation, molecular function: protein binding. Lineage: Eukaryota; Fungi; Basidiomycota; Agaricomycetes; Agaricales; Schizophyllaceae.
CAACCCUAACCGCGAUACAAAGGGAAUACUGCAUUCUGACACAAUGGUCGGCGACGUACUUAUGUACUUCUCCUCGCUUGACUCCAAUUCGAUCGUACUUUCGUCCUUGAGUUGGAAUCAUGGGCCUUUUCUCGACGCCUCGCCGCGCGUUCCGCCGUGCUGCUCAGAGGCUUGGGCGCAGGGCGCCACACGAGCUACAUCAGCAAUCCUGUGUUGGCGAACAUUCCCCGGCCUGGCCCUCGGCAGAGGACUUUGAUGAUCAUGAUGCUCUACGCAAGGACCCCAUGCCAUCGGGAAAUUGGCUCUCUAUCUGCCCGCGGGUCCCUCGAAUCUUUCUUCCCGCUGGCACCCUCUAUAUGCCGCCCAUUGACCGCCUGCCAACCGAGCUCCUCUGCCUUAUAUUUAUCCUCAGCGCGCACGAUCCCUAUGAAAGACCAUACCUUAACAGAACUUUCGUUCCCUUCAAGCUCACGCACGUCUGCAAGCUCUGGCGCGACAUUGCAGUAGACAUGCCGCCACUCUGGCAGCGCUUUGAGCUGCGGCCGUGUGUGGAGAAGGGCAGCCACCGCGAGCUCGCCAAGAUCUGCGCGGAGCGCGCCAGUGGCUUAGGACUGGUCGUUGCAUACCACGAACUCUCUGUCGACGAAUAUGACGGGUCGUGGUUCAACGACCAUACUGGGCUCCCCCGCGACAUCGAUUUCUGCGACUGCCCGAUGGACUUCAUCAUCGAGUAUAUCGACCAGAUUAAAUAUCUGGACAUCUCUAUCGGCGAGAACUCUAUUCUCCGACUUGUCGACGAAGUGGACGGUCCUGUCCCCAAACUGGAAAGAUUGAGCAUGACCUUCUACUGCGAUCUUCCGGACCCCGAGAUUCUGGCGAAUCUCUAUUCGGGACCCAAGUUAGUGGACCUUUUCUGGAGCGCCAACGAGUGCGGAAGGGAUGUUCCUCAUAUGGUGGAAUGUCCGGAUGCUCCCUGGCGCCAGCUUGUCGAACUCGAACUGCUUGACUGUCCGCUCACCCUGGACAUGUUCAUGGACAUUCUGGAAGACGCGCCCUUGCUGCAGCGCGUGUUUACGCAGGUGGACUGUCAAAGCCCUGUGACGAUACAGAAUCAAGGUCCCAUUCGUCAUGACGCGCUGCGAGACUUGACGGUGAAAGGCGACGGCCCACUCGACGUCGUAUUCUCCGCCUACUCGUUUCCGGCGUUGCGCAAGCUCGCCCUGUGGGGCAUCAAGUCUCCUUACGACCCCGACCCCCCUGGGUGGCCAUUUUGGCAACCUGACCUUCUUCUGCAGGUCGUGGGGCAGGCGGAGCGUGGGUUAGAGCGGCUACACCUUGAUGCGUGUGGCACUAUCAACGAGUCGAUGCUCAUUGACUGCCUGCGGCUACCUCAGAUGUCGACACUCCUCAAGCUCACGAUUUCGACAACUGAGCCGGUCAUUACUCAGCGGCUUAUCACUUUGUUCGACCCAGCUACAAGCGACUCUGUCUUGUUGCCUAGCCUGGAGCAGCUGAUUUUGGAAGGGUGUGCGACGGAAGACGGCGUCAUCGCAGAGAUGUUGUUGGCAAGGAGGGCAAAGACUGAUAAACUUCGUUAUGUGUUGGUCGACUACGACUCAGGCACUUGGGCUUACCCGCGGCUACGCGAUGAGGAGGUAAUCGAGGAGUUCUUUGAGCCUUACUAAGGUCGUUCACGAUCAUACAGCGGCCAUAUACUACGUACACGUACUCUGUGACUACACAUUUACUACUACUUUCCAACUCGUCCCUCGUAGAAUCUGAAGGAGGGAAUCUCUCAGCUCAAGAGAUGCCCUCUUGGGUAGAGGCGCAUUCUUCGAGGCAAUAAGAACAGAGCCUUUCGAUUGAAAUGUAC